This is a messenger RNA of Salvelinus sp. IW2-2015, 3305 nucleotides long. RefSeq names its product patched domain-containing protein 3-like. Lineage: Eukaryota; Metazoa; Chordata; Actinopteri; Salmoniformes; Salmonidae. Gene Ontology annotation, cellular component: membrane. The record is from RefSeq and is a predicted model, not a curated record.
AUCCAAUGCUGUCAGAUCUAUUGCUGAUUAGAGCUCUUCAGGGGAACGUUAUCAUGUUGCUAUGUUCAGAUGAAGUAUAGUUUAUGGCUGUGAUGUCAACAGAGAUACAGAUAUAUUUCAAGCCAAGUUUAUUUUCUCAUAGUACGACUUGAAAAAGAGAAUAGAAAAUGGCUAGGUGCAAAACAGACUGCGUUGAAAAGCCUAUAGCUAGGGGGUUUGAAAUACUUGGGGGCUUUGUUGGUAGACACCCUUGGUGGUUUUUGAUUCUUCCCAUGUUCAUUUCUGCGGGACUUGGCGGAGGAUUUUACUUCCUUGCGGACAGAGAAGCAAAUGGCAUUGAAGAGAUGUUUACUCCUAUGGAUGGACCGGCCAAACAUGAACGACAAGUAGUCAAACAGUACUUUCCACAGAGUGAUAGUAACUUCUCUCGUUUGCGACUCUAUACUGAAGGGACCUUUGCAUCUCUCAUAAUUGUGAAGUCUGGAAAAAAUAUCCUCACAUCUACUGCUUUUACAAACAUAUUUGAAAUGGACAGAAAUGUAACAAGCAUGACAAUUGGUGCAUUCGCUUUUAGAGAUCUAUGUGUUAGGAAAGGUGGUGAGUGUGUGUCAAAUUCAAUCUUUAAUAUUGUAAAAACUCCUAGUGAUGUUACCACAACAACGAUUAACUACCCAUAUAAUGGUAGAAUUUUCAUUGCAUCUGAAAUUGGUGGUGUGAAACUGAAAAGUGGAUUUGAAAUUGAAAGCGCAGAGGCAAUUAGACUAUUUUACUUCUUAAAAGAAGACAACCAAACUAGAAAUACCAUGUGGCUAAAGAAGUUUAUAGAGACUGCUUCCAAGAUGAAAAAAGAAGAAGGCAUGACAAUAUCUUACUUUACAUCCAUAUCAAGGGAGGAAGAGUUUGAGAAGAGCUCUGACUCAAUCAUUCCUCUCUUCUCAUUGACAUAUGCCCUGGCCAUCAAUUUUUCUAUCAUAUCUUGUUUGAGGUUGGACUGUGUGAGAAACAAGGUGUGGGUGGCAACCUUUGGUGUCCUCUCAGCUGGUAUGGCAGUGCUGUCCAGUUUUGGGUUGUUGCUGUACUGUGGGAUGCCCUUCGCCAUGACUGUGGCAACAGCUCCAUUCCUGAUUCUGGGAAUUGGUGUUGACGACAUGUUCAUCAUGAUUUCCUGCUGGCAGCAGACUCAAGUUCAUGACAACGUAGAGGACCGUAUGGCAGCUACAUACAAAGACGCAGCUGUCUCUAUCACCAUCACAACACUAACUGAUGCCCUGGCCUUCUAUAUUGGUCUGUUAACUCCAUUUGGUUCUGUACAAUCAUUUUGUAUGUAUACUGGCACAGCUGUCCUGUUCUGUUACUUGUACAAUAUUACCUUCUUUGGUGCAUUUCUGGCAUUGAAUGGGAGUCGUGAAAAGGGCAACAGACACUGGCUGACAUGCAUGAAGGUUCCAGAACCAGAGGAGAACUCUAAAAAGUACAACCUCUGCUGUGUAGGGGGAGCUUAUGAUCAUCAAACGGGAAAAGAGGAGCCAAUGCCCAUUAACAAUUUCUUUAAGAUGUACUAUGGGCCAUUUCUAACAAAUACUUGGACCAAGGUGUUUGUGAUCCUGCUCUAUGCUGGAUAUUUGGGCUCAAGUAUCUAUGGRUGCUUCCAAAUCCAAGAAGGCAUAGACCUUAAAAACCUAGCAGCUGAUAGCUCAUAUGUGGGUAGCUAUUACGAUAAUGAGGACCAAUACUUUUCAGAGUAUGGUCCAAAUGUUAUGGUUGUUGUGACUGACAGUAAGUUUCAAUAUUGGAACAAAACUGCUCGAAAGCGUCUUGAUACUUGUCUUGAACGCUUUGAGAGUCUAACGUUGGAUGGUCGAUCAUUGGUUGCUAAGGAUAUGACUCUUUCUUGGCUUAAUGAAUAUGUGAAAUUUUCAAAUCCAAAUAACGAAACCAUUUUCAUGGAUAGUUUACCUGCGUUUUUACAACGAUCAGAUUUCACACAAGAUGUGAAUAUUUCAAACAAAGUCAUAAUUGCCUCGCGUAUGUUUAUUCAGACAAUCAACAUCAGUACAGCCGUUGAUGAAAAGAACAUGUUGAAUAAGCUUCGAGAGACAGCUAAUGGUUGUUCAGAAAAGUUGGUUGUUUACCACCCUGCUUUCAUAUACUUUGACCAGUAUGCAGUCAUUGUUAGUAAUACCAUCCAAAACAUUGUAGUUGCCACUCUUGCCAUGCUGGUGAUCUCCCUUAUGUUGAUCCCCAACCCCAUAUGUUCUCUGUGGGUGACCUUUGCCAUUGCCUCUGUCAUAGUGGGUGUUGCUGGUUUCAUGGCAUUAUGGGAUGUCAAUCUAGACUCUGUAUCCAUGAUCAAUCUUGUCAUCUGCAUUGGUUUCUCAGUGGAUUUUUCUGCUCACAUUUCCUAUGCUUUUGUCUCUAGCAAAGAGGUCACCGCUAAUAAGAAGGCUGUAGAUGCUGUCUAUCACUUGGGGUAUCCCAUCAUACAGGGAGCUGUGUCUACUAUUUUAGGAGUGGUGGUGCUGUCUGCUGCUGAGAGCUACAUCUUCAGAACCUUCUUUAAGAUCAUGUUCUUGGUCAUUUUGUUUGGGGCGGUCCAUGGUAUAGUGUUUAUCCCAGUGUUUCUGACCUUCUUUGGAAUCUGCGGAGGCAAAGUCAGUGAUAAAAAAGAUGAUGGUAGGUCUAACACCUUGUCUCAAAGUGGUCAGAUGUGUGUCACCCAAACCACAGGUGAAUUCAACAUGAAGAAUAUGCGUGAAUUAAGGGCUGUAGCAGCUAAUUCAAAUGUAAGGUCAAUCAGUUCUAACCAAAGCUCACAUUAUUAUUCACAUAGUGUCAACGGGAAAACUAAUAGUGCUUACGAAAACAUUGAAGACUGCCCCUAAAACUGUUGUCUUGAGGCCAGAUUUACAAGGCAUUUCCACUGUACCUGUUUUUUUGUUUGUAUGGAAUUAAUUCAAUAUUAAAGGUAGAACAAAUGGGUUAAAAACUGUACAAAUAAGGUUUACAAGAGGGAAUAACCUAUUAUGGUCAAGUGUAAAUGAACACACAUUCAUGUUUUACCUUUGUUUUAUUUCAUUCAGCUCUAUGCUGAUGGGGCCAGUACAGGAGUUCAAAUCAAAUGUUAAUUGUCACAUCCGCCUUAUCACUGAUUCUGUCAUUCAUUUUGUUUCAUGUAGAAGUACUGUAACAUAAAAUGAAAUGUUAAUUUGUUCAUUUUGUGAAAUUUCUUUUUUAUUUAGUUUGACUCUAAUUGUGAAAUCGUAUAAAGAUGUUUCUGUUGUGUUUUUAAUAAAGAAAUGAAGGAA